AUGAGAUACGUAACCGCCGCAGGAGUCGCGGCGAGCCUGGCCGGCGCCCUGGCCCAGCAGGUCGCCGCCGCCGCCGCCGGCCCCGCGAGCAGCAGCAGCAGCAGCAGCAGCAGCUUCGACUGGGACCGGUUGCCCCCGUCGACCGUGCUCUCCUACCGCCCGUGCUACGACGGCUACGAGUGCGCGCGCCUCACCGCGCCCAUGGACUGGCUCAACGCCACCUCGGACCCGCGCGUCGUCGUCCUCGCCCUCAUCCGGCUCCCCGCCGUCGUCCCCGCCUCGGACCCGACCUUUGGCGGCACCGUCAUCACCAACCCGGGCGGGCCCGGCGGCUCCCGGCUCCGCGAGACGCUGGACGUGCCCGGCCGCCGCCACUACGAGAUCCUCUCGUUCGACCCGCGCGGCGUCGGCAGCAGCUGGCCGCGCGCCGACUGCCUGCCCGGGGACGACCUCGCGCGCGACGCGUUCGCGUACGAGGAGCGCGGCGUCGGCGUCGUGGAAGGGGAUGCGGUGCCGCGCUUGCUGGGCUUGUAUAGGAGCUUCCUGGGGAGGUGCGCGGAGGGGGACAAGGAGGGCAAGCCGGGGGCGGAGAUUAUGGGGUACAUGAGCACGCCGAGCGUGGCAAGGGACAUGGUGCACAUCGUGGACAAGAUUGACGAGCAUCUCAAGGCCGAGGGGGUGAAUGUGCAGCAGGAAGAGGAAGGGGAGGCAGAUGGGGAGGAGGACCGUCUUGAGCUGCGUAAGAGAGGCCACGGCCACAAAAAGGACGCCCCGCGUCUGCAGUACGUCGGCUACUCCUACGGUACCGUCCUCGGUAACUACUUUGCCUCGCUCUUCCCCGAACGCGUCGGCCGUCUCAUCCUCGACGGCGUCGUCGAUGCCGAAGACUACUCCUCCGGACCCGGCUGGCUGACGAGCACCGUCGACGCCGACAACAUCACCUCCCACUUCUACAGCGGCUGCCACUCAGCCGGCCCCUCCGCGUGCCCCCUCGCGCAGCCCUCCGACACCUCCGGCGCCGCCAUCGAAGCCCGCGUCGAGUCCUUCAUCGCCUCCCUCGCCGACGCGCCCCUCCCCAUCACCAUCCCCAGCGGCUCCGGCUCCGGCUCCGGCGGUGGUGGGGGCUUCUCCGCGCUGACGCCCGCCGACGUGCGCGUCGCCGCCGCCAUCAGCAGCUACGCGCCCGGCCGCACUUUCCGGCCUCUCGCCUCCGCGCUCGCCGCGCUGCUCGCCGGCAACGCCACCUCCUUCGUCGCGCUUCUCGACAACAUGGGCGCCUUCCCGCACCUCCGCGACGCCUGCGCCGCGCCCCACCCCGGCGCGCCCGCCGUGCCGGUGAUGCAGCUGACCGUCAACGAGGCCAGCAUCGCCACGCGCUGCGCCGACGGCGAGGACGUUGCCGGGCGGGACCCGGACUGGUGGCGCGACUUCGUCACCGCCCAGCGCCGCGCCUCGCGCACGUUUGGCGGCUUCUGGAGCAAGAUCCGGCUCCCCUGCGCGGGCUUCCGCUUCCCGCGGCACUGGGCCUUCAAGGGGCCGUUCACCACGCCGCGCGCGGGCCGCGGGCGCGACCCGAAGAGGCCGGCGGCGCCGCUGCUGUUCCUGUCGAGCCGGCUGGAUCCGGUGACCCCGCUGAGGUCGGCGCGGCGGAUGGCGGCGAUGCACCCGGGCGCGGCGCUGGUGGUGCAGGAGUCGAUGGGCCACUGCGCGCUGGCGUCGGCGCGGAGCGAGUGCACGGCGCGCGUGGCGAGGGAGUACAUGCACACGGGCAAGGUGCCGAAGGCGCGCGAGACCGUCUGCGAGUCCGACUUUGACCCCUGGAAGGAGGAGAAGGAGGGCGAGGCGGAGGCGGCCUUGGUGAUUGACACGCCACGCUUCCUGUUUUGA
This is a messenger RNA of Cordyceps fumosorosea ARSEF 2679, 1887 nucleotides long. RefSeq names its product Peptidase S33 tripeptidyl aminopeptidase-lik. Bases 1 to 1887 code for a protein of 628 amino acids. NCBI's taxonomy places the organism in Eukaryota, Fungi, Ascomycota, Sordariomycetes, Hypocreales, Cordycipitaceae. The record is from RefSeq and is a predicted model, not a curated record. The transcript is spliced from 2 exons.